Messenger RNA from Pseudogymnoascus verrucosus, 2405 nucleotides. RefSeq lists its product as uncharacterized. Gene Ontology annotation, molecular function: FAD binding; oxidoreductase activity. The transcript is spliced from 3 exons. Bases 292 to 2175 code for a protein of 627 amino acids. The record is from RefSeq and is a predicted model, not a curated record. Lineage: Eukaryota; Fungi; Ascomycota; Leotiomycetes; Thelebolales; Thelebolaceae.
UGAUGUUCUCCUAACAGGAUCAGUACAGCAUCAUUGCACAUCACUACGCCAGCGCUGCCAGCACCUUGCUAGAGUAUUACACUGUAUGGACCAGAUUAAGAUGUCUUAUAUGUCUUAAACAAUGCGUUCCUCCUCCUUUUCCAACCACGUUUCGUGUGCGGCACAACUCACGCUCCUCCGCUCCUCAUUUCCUCAUUGAGUGCCCAGCCCUCGGAGACGCUCUCCUUUCGCCCAUCGGAGCUGAAUAUCCUCCUUCCCGAACCGUAAUAUCCCUUGCUGCCACGCGGGAAUAUGAUGCGCCGUGUCUUACUCCUCGCCGGCAUCGUCGGUUCUGCCGCCGCGUAUCCACAGGGACCCGUCACUGCCAACGGCGCGAAGCUCUUCGACUUCGAGAAGGCUCAAUUGACAGAAGACAUCCUCUCUAAGUUGGACGAUGUUUUCCAGUUCGAUAAUGGCGAUGACGUGAAGCUCAAUGGCCGUGGAGCUGGUGCCGACUGCAAGGUCUUCCCAGGAGACAGCGCGUGGCCGUCUGAUGCCGCGUGGGCAAAGUUUGGUAAGGCCGUUGGGCCUGGUGCUUUGAUCAAGACCGUCCCUCUGGCCUCUCCUUGCUACAAUGGCCCGCUAUACGAUGCUGCCAAGUGUGACGCGUUGACUGCCAACUGGACAAACUCCUUCCUCCAUAUGGCGGAUCCUACCUCCAUGAUGUCGCCAGUGUACCAGGGUUUAACCUGUCAAGUAACUGAGGACCCUACUCAGUCUUGCACUUUGGGUGCCCUGCCCUACUACGCCGUCAAUAUCUCGACGGUUGCCCAGGUCCAACUGACAAUCAACUUCGCGAGAAACAACAACAUCCGUCUCGUUGUUAAGAACACUGGCCAUGAUUUCUCUGGAAAGUCGGGUGGUGCUGGGUCCCUCAGCAUCUGGACUCACAACUUGAAGAAUAUUAAGCACAUUCCCAGCUACUCCGCACCUGGCACCUCCUACACCGGCCCCGCCUUCAAGGCUGGUGCCGGUGCCCAAGCCUUUGAAAUGUACGAGGCAGCAAACAAGAAGGGAUUGGUGGUUCUCGGCGGCGAGGGUAAGACUGUUGGAAUCAUGGGUGGUUACAUGCAGGGCGGUGGUCACUCACCUCUCUCGUCUCUCUACGGCAUUGCUGCUGAUCAAGUCCUCUCCAUGGAGGUCACCACAGCAGAUGGCAAAUUCGUCACUGCCGACUUCACGCAGAACACUGAUUUGUUCUGGGCCCUCCGUGGUGGUGGAGGCAGCACCUUCGGUGUUGUCACCUCUCUCAUCAUCAAGGCGUACCCCGACAUGCAAGUCACAGCAUCCAACUUCAGCUUUGCCGUUGGAGGCGACGUCACGCUCGAGAACUUCUGGAUCGGCGUCCGAAACUACUUGGAUUACUUCCCCUCCCUUGCCGCUGAGGGUAUCUACGCUUACUGGUUCAUUCUUGCCGGCGAGACCGGCCCAACCUUUAAGAUGAUGCCUUUCUUGGCACCAGGCAAGACAGCCGACGAAACCAACGCUCUCCUCGCGCCCUGGUUGGCCCAGCUAGCCGCAUUAAACAUCCACGUCACGCCCGUGACCACUAACUACGAUAACUUCCUCACUGGAUGGGAGGCUUCCUUCCCCCUUGAGGUCGUUGAGAAGACCCACGUCGCCAGCGGUUCGCGCCUCUGGCCCAAGGAGAACUGGGCCAACAAGGAGUCUCUGGACGCCAUGUUCAACGCCAUCAAGACCUCCUCCGAGGCUGGCCUCAUUAUCAUCGCAUUCCUCAUCGAUCCCUCCGCCCAGGCCACCCCACCCGACAACGCCGUCAACUCCGCCUGGCGCAACACCUACUCCCACAUGAUCCAGUCCGUGUCCUGGCCUCUUGGUGCCAGCGCCGAGUUCCAGAAAGAGACGCGCCAGAACUUCACUUUCGGCGCCAUGCAGCGCUGGCGUGACGUGUCGCCCGGUGCGGGUUCAUACCUCGCCGAGAGCGACAUCCUCGAGCCGAACUUCCAGCAGAGCUUCUACGGAAAGGCGUAUCCCCGCCUUCUGAAGCUCAAGAAGCAGCUCGAUCCCAAGGAUGUCUUCUUCGCGCAGACUGCUGUCGGAAGUGAGUUCUGGCAGGUCGUCACUGCGGAUGGGCUGCCCAGCGGAAACGGAAAGCUGUGCAGGGUCAAGAAGUAGGUGUUGAGGAUGCCGAGGGGGGGGGCCGAAUGGCGCUGCUGCCUUAAGCUGCGCGCUUGAGAGUUCUUCUUCUCAUCGAUUUCGAUCGUGAUCUAGUUUGGGGUAGUUAAGAUUUUAUGUGGACAUGUGAGUAAAUGAAUGCCAAAGGCAAUGUUAUGAAAUAUAUGCGAUUCGGUAAAUAGAAUAAAUAUCAAUGCCACUUCGAAAGGCGAAUUUAUUACGACUUAUUU